This is a messenger RNA of Helianthus annuus (common sunflower), 1510 nucleotides long. Its product is annotated as zinc transporter 5. NCBI's taxonomy places the organism in Eukaryota, Viridiplantae, Streptophyta, Magnoliopsida, Asterales, Asteraceae. Bases 194 to 1261 code for a protein of 355 amino acids. The transcript has 11 exons. The record is from RefSeq and is a predicted model, not a curated record.
CAUUAACAAGAUCUGAGCCCAAGAUGAAAGAAACAGAUAUGGAGUGUCGUCUUCGUCUUGUUGAUUACGAGAUUCAACUUGGUUUCUGAAACCCUGCAACUCCAACAAGCAAUGGCUUCUGCUCGCUCAUAGACUUCAACUCUCUCGAACCUUCUAUCCACCUCAGUUUCAUUCUAGUUUUACCGUAUACACGAUGAUGUCCCCAAAUCAUACUCCGGACGAUCGAGCCUCUUCUCAUACCGCUAAUUUUAGGCAUACUCCCUUGCAAAUAAUCCAUGUGAUUGGGAACUUCUUGAGAAUAUGGUCGGUGUACUCGAUGUACAGAUAUUUGUCUCAGACAGGAGCUUCGGUUGUACUUUUUAUCUUCAGUUGUGUUGCUCCAUCGUCAAUUAUCUUUUUAGUUCUACAAAAGCCGUGGAAGGGGAGACCGCUAUCAAAUACACAGGUUGUACCUUCGGUUAUUAACGGUGGGAUUACAGCUUUAUACUAUAUCUUAUGGGGAAUAGGUCUCAAAUCCUGUGGACCUGUUAGGGCUAUUUUGGCGGAGUAUUCGGGUGCUGUUCUUGGAGUACUUUCUGCAGCGUUGUAUGGAAGGAGAGGUCAUAUCUUUAAAAAGGUUGGUGGGCUUUUUGCAAUGUUAGCUUCGUUCUACUUCUUGUCUCAAGGAUGGGCCAUGGCCACAUAUUCUCCGUUCUCAUUUAACGAUAGCCCUAUCAGCGAGGGCCAGACAGAGCAAGUAUUGGAUAUGAAGAGCAUGGUAGCUCCUAUCCUUGCGGGAAUCUUAUCAGCGUUGAGACGAGUAAUCUCAAGACGUAUCUCACUCAAGAAUCAGCUGAAAAGGAGGCUUCAUGCUAUAACGAUUGCAUCUGCAACAUGCUUUCUCUUCCCCGUAGCCAUGUGGGACAUGAUUGUAGGUUCACCCAAAGUGGAAUUACCAUUUUCUCCUUGGGCUUUUUCAAGCACCAUUCUCUUUGGCAUAAUCUUAAUAUUUUAUGUGGACAGCAUUGCUGAGGAAAGGCUGCAUAUGGUUUUCUCUUCUCCAAGACAUAUAAUGGCUGCUGGAGGAUGCUUAAUUGUCUUGGAAAUCUUCUACAAAAUGGACUUCUCGUUACUGGGCUUUUUGAUUUGCUGCACUUUGUUAGGAUUCGGAAUAUACGAAGCAACGUCUUUGGAUCGUGGGAAAAAAGAUAAUGUGCAUAGCACUGAUAUUACAAACGGGAUUUUUGAGGACCAAAAUGAGAGGUCUCCUCUUCCAACAUGAAGUAUUUGAGACUCACAGAAUCGUCGUUUUGGCUAUGCACAUCAUGAGAGAAUAUUGGAAGCAAGUGUUGUAGAACUAAUGAUUUAUUAAUUCUUAAGGAUAGCUUACAACGGAUGCAGUGCACAGGGCACAAAUCAAAUUCGGCUUCUUGGAAAAAGUUACAUGUACAAACAGUUGAAAUGAAUUCUCCAUUUUGUCAUUUUUACAAUUUGCGUACGUAUACAAUUUGCUUCAAAUUUGGGUUGUUCA